GAUAAGUACGAAACGCACAAUUUUUUUUAUCAUAAUCAACUAACAAAACAUUAAUCAUUUAUCAUAAUAACCAAACAAACAAAUACAAAAUUAUUCAUCAAUAUCAAAACUUUCAAGAGGUCUAGCCAACAACUCGUUAAUUUUCCUUUCAGCUUCUUCGUUGAUCGGAUCCAUAUACCCCGAACAUUCUUCUGCACGUUGAAGCAUCCGACACAAGUUGUUUGCUUUUGACUUGCCGAGUGAGUCGGAUUCCUCAUCUUUAUAGUCGCCAAAACUUUCAAGGGGUCUAGCCAUCAACUCCGUGAUUCUCUGGUAUGCUUCAACGGUUUUCGGCUCCAUAAGCUGUGUAAUUAGCUUGAGUCGUUUCAUAGCUCUGCACAUCGAAUCCCAGUCAAUUGGUUCUCGAUUAGCCAUUUUUUCACAAACAUUGGACCGGGCAUCAUCUAUUUAUACUCAAAAAUCGAAUAUAAUAAAGUGGAAUUUAUUCCACUGUCGUCUGAUGCCGGACUGGGCGAGGUGAACGGAUGGAAAGUAAUUAGUCACGAACGGGUCCGUGACUAGAUUCGUGAAUAAUUCAAAAAUCGGACAGGUCCGUGACUAAGGCGGUCAAAGGCGGCCCUGACACCUCGUCUGCCGCGCGUCUGACUUCGUUAUUUACGACGGCUAGUCACGGAUAAAUCUGUGACUACGUUCGUGACUACUCCUUCAUAUAAAAGCAACACUUAGCUGAUUUUUCAUUCCGCAUCCUCUCCAACCCAAAACCCUACCUCUUUCUCCCUAACUCUUCUACACUCCACCGAUCUCAACCUCCAACUCCGCCUUCAACCGUUCGCUGCCGCCAUUCGCAGCCGCCGUUCGCUGCCGCCGUUCGCUGCCGCCGUUCGCCGCCGCCGUUCGCGGCCACCGUCUUCUGCCACUGUCGGCCGCCUCCUUCCUUUUUCAUAAAGGUUAUGUAUUCUAAAUUUUAUUUACCUUUAAUUCUUAUUUUUAGUAUUUGAUUUUUAUUUUAAAAAUGCAUGUUACGAUAAGUGUGUUCCCAUUAUUCUUAAAUUGUUUAAUAUGAUUUAGUUAAUAUGCUCAAAUUGAUUUAUGUAUAUGUAAUUUGAUUUCAGUACAUGUUAUAAUUUGAUUUUAGUUAGUAUCUCAAAUUGAUGCAUGUGGAGUAAUCUGAUUUCGAAAUAUAAUUUCAUUUAGUUUAUAAUAUUGCUUUAAUUUUAGAAUUGAAAUAUAAUUUAGUUUUCGAAAUACUUGUUUUCUGUACAUGUUAUUAAAUUCAUUUUGUAUGCAUGUUAUUAAUUAAUAUUAUAAGCACACGUUUUUUCGAAAUACAUGUUAUAAGCACACGUUUUUUCGAAAUACAUGUUAAUAUGUUGAGUUUAUUACAUGUUCUAUAUGCUCAAUAUAACAUGAUUUAGUUUGUAUAUAUGUUUAAUUGGCAUGCCUAUAUUUGUUGUGUAUAAGUUUAAUUACAUGUUCUAUAUGCUCAAUAUAAUUGGCAUGAUUCAGUUUAUUACAUGUUCUAUAUGCUCAAUAUAACAUGAUUUAGUUUGUAUAUAUGUUUAAUUGGCAUGCCUAUAUUUGUUGUGUAUAAGUUUAAUUAAUAUGUAUGCCUAAAUAAGAUUUCAUUGUAGGUUAAACAUGCAUGAUUAAACAUUAUCUUUUUUAAUUUCGGACUUAUGAAUUAAAGAACUUGAGUUAGUUUAAUUAAUAUGUAUGCCUAAUUACAUUAUAUUCCCAAAUUAAUUAAAGAAAUACCCCCUCAUGUUAAACCUCCAAAAACGUUUAACAUGUUAAUUAUAAAAUAUUAAGUUAGACAUUAAAAAAUAGUUUUCUCAAAUUUAAUAUAAAAUAUACACUACGAAAAAACACUGUUUAAUAAAUAAACCGUUUUAAUUAAAAAGUUUUCCCGAAGUAAUUAAAAAAAAUACCCCCUCAUGUCAAACUUCCAAAAAAGUUUAACAUGUUAAUAAUUAUAAAAUAUUAAGUUAGACAUUAAAAAACAGUUUUCUCAAAUUUAAUAUAAAAUAUACACUAUGAAAAAGCACUGUUUAAUAAAUAAACCGUUUUAAUUAAAAAGUUUUCCCGAAGUAAUUAAAAAAAUACCCCCUCAUGUCAAACUUCCAAAAAAGUUUAACAUGUUAAUAAUUAUAAAAUAUUGAGGUAGACAUAAAAAACAGUUCUUAAAUUUAGUAUAAAAUGUAGACUAUAAAAAGAUAAUGUUUAAUAAAUAAACUUUUUUAAUUGUUUUAAUUUAAAAUUUUUAGUGAAUUAAUUAAAAAAAUACCCCUCAUGUCAAACUUCCAAAAAAGUUGGACAUGUUAAUUAUAACAUAUUGAGUUAGACAUUAAUAUAGAAUAUUCAUUAUACGAAAAAACUGUUUUUACACAAAACUGUUUUUAUGUUUUUUAUACAACUGUUUAUAAAAAACUGUUUAUAAAAAACUGUUUAUAAAAAACUGUUUAUAAAAAACUGUUUAUAAGAAACUGUUUAUAAGAAACUGUUUAUAAGAAACUGCUUUAUAAGAAACUGCUUUAUAAAAAACUGCUUUAUAAAAAACUGCUUUUUAAAAACUGCCUUUAUUUAAUUUCUUUUAUAUAAAUUUAAAUAUGAAAACCUAUUUAAGAUUUCAAUCAAAAUUUGAUCUUCUAUUAUAUUUACACUAUUAUUUGAAAAUGUAAAUUAAUACUCCUCAUUAAUCAAUUAUUUUAGAUGAGCAAUGAACAAUCCACAUCCCGUGCUCGCCCGAACUAUGCGCCCUUAACCCAAGCCGAGCGCAACAAUGAAGAUUCGGAAUGGGUGACACCUCACAUGGUUGCUAAGUAAGUAACUAUGAACUUUAUCUAAUGUCAAAUAAUUUUAUCUAAUGUCAAACAAUCUAACUAUAAAAAAAUAUUAAUUUUUUGAAGCGAUCAAGAUGUGCUCAACCAAAUCAAAAUCAUAAUUGGUGGACACUUUCUUGGCAACUGGGCUACGUACACGGAUGUUGACCCCAAGGUCCGUGAACUUUGGUGGAACUUGUUCAAGGUAAAAAAAUGAAUUUUUCAUUAUUGAUGUAACCUAAAAUUUGACAAAUGAUAAGUUAAUUUAUUUUUUUAAUAAAGGUCCGGUUUCGCUGGACUGAAGAACAAGGCCCAGCUAUUCUAAGGGCGUACAAUGCCAGAGUUUCAAACUGGUUUCGUCCCACUUUUAAGCGUGCCCGAGCCAGUGGGGUAAGGCCUCAAUGGUGUUCGGAUGAGGUAUGGGAAAACCUCGUCCGCCACUGGUCUUCGUAUCCGACUUUCUUGGCUAGAAGCGAAGCCGGGAAGAAAAAUCGGAUUUCCGAGAAGGCAUUGACGACACAAUGGCACGGAGGCCGCAAACCUCAGAGUAAACAUAAAGAAACUCUUGUAAGUCUUAUUCAAAUAAACCUACACCAUUUUAACCUUUUAUUUUUUUACAUUUAUUUAAACCUUUUUCGAACCUUGUAGGCGGGGCCUCAAAAGAAGAGGGUCUCUAUCCUCAAGGUAAUCAAACACUGUUGGACGAAGAACGGUGUUGAGUCGCAAGCCAAUCUACCACCCCGCCUUACUGAAAUCGAAGUAUGUAACAUCAAUGUUAUUAUUUCAAAUUGAAGUAAAUAUCAUUUGAAUAAUUUUUUUAAAUGUUUGUAGACAAAGUAUAACGCAAAUGUUGAAAAGAAGCGGGCGGAACUAGGCUUGACUCAAGAAGAUGACAUCGAUUCUGAUGUGGAAGAUGAUGCCAUCCUUGAGGCAGCAGGGGUGUACAAGGGUCGGCUUCCGUGCCUCGGGGCUGAGGGGGAACGUAUUUUGUACGAUCGCAGCGGCAGCAGAGCUUCAUCAUCUUCUCGAUCUAGGCGAGGAGAGGAUCCACGCAUUGCCCAAUUGCAGCGAGAAUUGGAGGAGCAACAACGGGCAUUUGAACAGCAACGGAAGAAUGAUGAAGAAACGAGGGCCCGGCUGGAAGCAAUGGAACAGAUCCUUGCUGGAUAUCAGCCUCCGCCUCAGCCUCUUCCUCGGCCGUACAUGAUGCACGUUGAGCAGACUCCUCAGGUUCCGCACAUGGGUAGUAUGGGUCACCACUCUAACUCCGGUUAUGGUGCCAUGCCUGCAAUAGGGUCGACAUUCGGAUCUCUGUCGUCUGAUAUGCUCAAUCAGUUUCAGUCAUCCGGUGGAGGCAACCGAGGAGGCAGCCGAGGAAGCAACCGAGGAAGCAACCGAGGAAGCAACCGAGGAGGCAAUCGAGGAGGCAACCGAGGCAGCCGAGGAAGUUCCCGACCCUUGGACACCGUGAAUGCAGAAGAGGAUCAUCAUCGUGACUAUGAUGAUAAUGAUGAUGCAUAUGAUUAUGAUGAUUCUAAUUUUUAUCAUAAUGGAGUCCGACGUACGGGCAUGUAAUUACAUAAUAUUGUUUGACAUUGUAUGGAUUUUGUUUUUAUAAUUCUGUUGUAAUAACAUUUUUUAUGUUUAAGAUUGUAUGGAAUUUAUUUUUAUUCUAAUUGCUUUAAAGUAAAAUUAAAAUAAUUUUUUAUUUUUUUAUUUAAAAUCGAUUUUUUUUAAAAUCAAAAACAUUAGUCACAGACUAAAUCCGUGACUACGUUUUAAUCCGGAAUAAAUUCAAUUUUCAUUUUUUUUAUUUUUUAUUUAAAAUCAAUUUUUUAAAACAAAAAACAGUAGUCACGGACCAGAUCCGUG
Cuscuta europaea is the source of this 4691-nucleotide messenger RNA. The record is from the annotation of a GenBank genome assembly. Lineage: Eukaryota; Viridiplantae; Streptophyta; Magnoliopsida; Solanales; Convolvulaceae.